Molecule: messenger RNA, 1938 nt
Organism: Angiostrongylus costaricensis
Lineage: Eukaryota; Metazoa; Nematoda; Chromadorea; Rhabditida; Metastrongylidae
Source: the annotation of a GenBank genome assembly
AUGACGGCUAACCAAGCACUGUAUGAGAUCGAAAGAAGCGGAUCCUGGAAAGGCUUUGGGAGUGGUGCUCCAUGUAUCCUCGGUAUCGAUGAAGCUGGUCGAGGGCCCGUUCUUGGACCGAUGGUGUAUGGAUGUGCUGCUUCACCACUUGAUUGUGAAAAUGAACUGAAAGAGUUAGGAGUGGCUGAUUCGAAAGCUUUAACCGAAACUAAACGAGAAGAAAUCUUUACGGACAUGUGCACAAACAAGUCUACUAUGCAGAUUGUGGCAUAUGCUGUUUGCUGCUUGUCGCCUCAGCACAUUAGCACUUCAAUGUUAAGACGGCGGAAAUGCUCACUGAACGAGAUAUCGCAUAUGGAUACUGUUGGACCAAAGGCCACGUAUCAAUUAAUGCUUGAAAAACUAUUUCCUGGUAUAGCUGUUACGGUGACCGAAAAGGCUGAUGCUUUGUUCCCAAUAGUUAGUGCUGCGUCUGUUGCAGCAAAAGUCACGCGUGAUCAUCUUCUUCGAACAUGGAAAUUCUCUGAGCAUGGUGUGAAUGUUCCCAGUGAUGGUUAUGGAAGUGGAUAUCCCGGAGAUCCAAGCACAAAGAAAUUCUUAGUCGAAAGUCUCGAUCCUGUGUUUGGGUACUCGUCGUUGGUGCGAUUCUCAUGGAAGACUGCCGAGAUCCUGCUUGACAAGCACUGUGUAGAUGCUCAGUGGUGGUUUCGGGUGUAUGCUUCUGCGUUUCCUGAUUCAUUAGGGAAAUUGGUGAAGAAACUGGACGAUUUCCAGUUAGCAGACCGUCGAGAGAUUCAGGCUCAACCACCCACCACUCACUUGCGGACUGUCGUAUGCAUCAUGAGUUUGAAAGAUUCUCCCAAUCUGUGGAUGAAAGAGUUGCCAGAAAUUGUCUCCUUAUUUCGAUGGCAAGAUGGCGUUUACCAUCCAAUCCUUUAUGUUGCUGAGUUGAUGAGUCGUGAAAAGGACCUUGUUCAGCUGGAGCCAAACACGACAGUUGCCAGUUUCCAAAUAAUAUAUCAACCUGUUUCUCUAGGGAAAAUAAGAUUCCAUCGAAUGAUUACAUCAUCCCUCGCACAGCUCCUGGAACUAGGUUUCACUCAAAGGGAUAUCGAGGACGUAAAAGGAAUAUUCGGUGACACUAAUCUUUAUCUUCUUGGGGUGACUAUUUUCGUCUCUGCCAUUCAUAUUCUUUUUGAUGUGCUUUCCUUCAAGAAUGAUAUAUCAUUUUGGCGUUCUCGAAAGUCUAUGGUUGGGCUGUCAACUAAGGCGUUGUUGUGGAGGUGCUUUUCAUACACAGUUAUUUUUUUCUAUCUGAAAGAUCAAGAUACAAGUCUCCUUGUCAUUGUUCCUGCUGGUAUUUCGGUGCUCAUUGAGUUUUGGAAGCUGAAAAAGGCCUUUAAGAUCUCUUUCUCUUGGCGGCGAGGAGUAAAAUUUGGAGCGCACACAGCUGAAGAGGCAAAAACAGACGCUUUCGACAACGAGGCAAUGAAAUAUCUUAUGUGGCUGAUGACUCCGCUCUGUAUUGGUGGUGCAGUAUAUAGUUGGUUUGUCGAGUCUCUCGCCAACGGCGUUUAUGCUUUCGGGUUUCUGUUUAUGCUUCCACAGCUAUUUGUCAAUUACAAGUUGAAGAGCGUUGCCCACUUACCAUGGCGAGCUUUCACUUACAAGGCGUUCAAUACAUUCAUCGACGAUCUGUUUGCGUUCAUAAUCGUCAUGCCCACGUCUCAUCGUGUUGCAUGUUUCCGGGACGACAUCGUAUUUAUGGUCUAUCUUUAUCAGCGGUACCUGUAUCCCGUUGACCAUUCUCGAAUUAAUGAAUUCGGAGAAACCGGAGAUGUCGGACCGGUCGUUGAAAAGCAAGCUGAUAAGAUUUCUGAUGACGGUGAUUCUGAGAAAGUUAGAACUAGGAAGAAAGUUUCGAAGAAGAUAGACUGA